Molecule: messenger RNA, 669 nt
Organism: Cynocephalus volans (Philippine flying lemur)
Lineage: Eukaryota; Metazoa; Chordata; Mammalia; Dermoptera; Cynocephalidae
Gene: ZC2HC1B
Product: zinc finger C2HC-type containing 1B
Exons: 7
Coding region: 1-669 (222 amino acids)
Source: RefSeq, a predicted model, not a curated record
AUGGCUGAAGCAGAACCAUUUCUGGCAGAUGGCAAUCAGGAGUUAUUUCCCUGUGAAGUCUGUGGAAGACGCUUUGCAGCAGAUGUUCUGGAAAGGCAUGGACCGAUAUGUAAAAAACUCUUCAACAAAAAACGUAAACCUUUCAACUCCUUGAAGCAAAGAUUACAGGGCACUGACAUUCCUACCAUGAGGAAGGUUCCUCAAUCCAAGUCUCAACCUAUGCGGAAAUCUAACUGGAGACAACAACAUGAAGACUUCAUUAAAGUUAUUCGAUCAGCAAAGCAGUGUAGACUAGCCAUUAGAGACGGCCAACCCCUCCCACCUCCUCCAGCUCCGUCCAUCAACCCAGAUUAUAUUCAAUGCCCAUAUUGUAUGAGGAGGUUUAAUGAAACUGCAGCCCAGCGACAUAUCAAUUUCUGCAAGAAUCAGCCUUCUCGCCGAGUCUUUGAUCCAGCGCAGACAGCAGCCAAAUUGGCAUCCAGAGAUCAGGGUAGGGCUCAGAUGGGUCUGAAAAAAGAACCAACUGUUACUAGUGCCAUGGGAGCUCUACUGCAGAACAGGGCACUGGAGGCCACGAGUGGGGUCCUAGCCAGGUCAGAGUUAGCUAUGGACCCCGCUUCUGGAGCAAAACUCAGACAAGGACUUAGUAAAUCUUCUAAAAAAGAUUAA